CCAUCUCAUGUCUGAAGUUAGUUUUGAGUAAGAUGAGUUCUUAACGUUUCUAUAACAGCCACAUUGUUAUUUUCUUUUUAAAUUUUGUUUGAUUCAAAUUGCUUCUUUCAUCUACUGCUUCUUUAUUUAAACUCUCUGUUUCCUCUCUGCAUGCAUGUGCCACUCGUUAAUUAAACCAAUAGCUGCUGUAACCACAGAAUCUCCUACUGCUACUACUUCCAUCUCGCUCUCAAGUCUCAGAAGCAGAACCGCUUCAGCCGAAACACUACCAUCGUGAUGCAACCUCGCUUUCUUCUUGUAACCUUUCCGGCGCAAGGCCACAUAAACCCAUCUCUCCAAUUCGCUAAGCGUUUAAUACGUAUCGGUGUUCAUGUUACUCUUGCUACUACUCUAUAUGCGAAACGCCGCAUGACCAAAACCUCAUUCCCCGUCGGCUUGUCAUUUGUCACCUUUUCUGAUGGUUACGAUGAUGGAUUCCAGAUGGGUUACGAUGACCAUAACAACUACAUGUCGGAAAUUAAGCGUCGCGGCUCACAAACUCUAAGCGAUAUAAUCGUGGCCAGUGAGAAUGAAGGCAAGCCAUUUAGCUGUUUAGUCUACACGUUACUUCUUCCCUGGGCAGCUGAGGUAGCGCGUGCACAUAACCUUCCGUCUACACUACUCUGGAUUCAGCCUUCAACGGUUCUUACCGUCUAUUACUAUUACUUUAAUGGUUAUGGAGAUUUGUUUAGCAACUGCAGUGACCCCACUUACGUUGUCCAGUUACCAGGAGAGCUUCCAUCGUUCACUAGCCGUGACCUUCCCUCCUUUCUAAUUCCUUCAAACCCUUAUACUUUUGUACUCAAGGCAUUUAAAGAACAGCUAGAGGUCCUUAGCAAAGAAAGCGACCCAAAAAUACUCGUAAAUACAUUUGAUGCAUUAGAACCCGAAGCCUUGAAUGCUAUUGAGAAGUUCAAUAUGACUGCAAUUGGGCCAUUACUUCCUUCUGCAAUUCUUGAUGGGAAAGAUCCGUCGGAUACAUCCUUUGGAGGUGAUCUUUUCCAAAGUUCAAAGUGUUACAUAGAAUGGCUGAACUCAAAAACAAAAUCAUCAGUAAUCUAUGUUUCGUUUGGGAGCAUUGCUGUCGUGUCUAAACAACAAAUGGAAGAAAUUGCUCGUGGAUUACUGCAUAGCUCUCGUCCAUUCAUGUGGGUGAUAAGGGAAGAAUCACAUGGAAAUGGGACUGAAGAAAAUCAACUGAGUUGCAGGGAGGAAUUGGAAGAGAAAGGAAUGAUAGUGCCAUGGUGUUCUCAAGUGGAGGUUUUAUCUCAUCCAUCAGUAGGAUGUUUCGUGACGCAUUGUGGGUGGAACUCAACUCUGGAGAGCUUAGUUUCAGGCGUUCCAACUGUGGCGUUUCCACUGUGGACAGAUCAAGGAACAAAUGCAAAGUUAAUAGAAGAUGUAUGGCAAACAGGGGUGAGAGUGGUACCCAACGAAGAAGGGAUAGUAGUAGGUGAGGAGAUCAUCAGGUCCUUGGAGCUGGUCAUGGGAGAUGGAAAGAGAGCAGAAGAGAUAAGAAACAAUGCCAAGAAAUGGAAGGACUUAGCUAGAGAAGCAGUGAAGGAAGGUGGCUCUUCAGACAAGAAUCUUAGAGCUUUUGUGGAUGAAGUAACUGUCAUGAAUCAAAGAUAAGGUGAUUUUGGCAAAAAAUUCAAAGUGUUUUUGAUAGAGAUAAAUCCUUCUUAAUCUUAGCUACACUAGUUAUAUAUCCUUUGUGUCCGUUAUAUACUUAUCAUAAUUAUCCAGGUAACCAAUAUGUCAAGCUAAGGACAACAAUAUGUCACAGAUGCUGGUCCCAAUUUCUUUUCUUCAUCUGAUCAAAUUAACUUUUGUUUCUUCUA
Molecule: messenger RNA, 1880 nt
Organism: Manihot esculenta (cassava)
Lineage: Eukaryota; Viridiplantae; Streptophyta; Magnoliopsida; Malpighiales; Euphorbiaceae
Product: phloretin 4'-O-glucosyltransferase
Exons: 1
Coding region: 277-1671 (464 amino acids)
Molecular function (GO): UDP-glycosyltransferase activity
Source: RefSeq, a predicted model, not a curated record